AUGUAAUCGUCGGGAAGUGGAGGAUGGAGAAAACAUGCACGAUAUCAUGUGAAGAUGUUGAAUUGCUAGACUUUGAUGCUUGGAACUUUUAUUGAAGAUUUGUAAAUCAAGUCGAGUUUUGACAAGUUAACAUAUGGCUUUGCAGUGAGGCUGGUUUCUGACUGCAUGCGUGAGCAAAAUCUCCUGCAGUGGUCUGUUAAAUAAAAUUGAUCAUACCAAAACAUCAAAGAUUAAUUCGUUCGAUUGGUUCGAGCAGAGGCUAACCAGCCUGUUUAAAGGAGUCGUAAUGACAGACUAUGGAUUAAUGAAGCGGGCAUCUUCUUUACCACACCAAAGACGAAAACAGAAAAUUUUUAAGAGGUCGCUCAGUUUGUCUCUUCCAGAGAACACAGGCCCUGUCCUAAAGUUUUCGCAGGCUCAGCACUUUGCCCCCGAAUCACCAAUUGCGCUCCCUAAAGAUUUUCACGGGGCAGAGCAAAGCAGCCAUAACACAGAAACAUCAAUGACAAGCAGAAUCAUCGAUAAUAAUUGCCAGCAGCACGACGAAGCUUCGGUGUCUGCGAAAGAUGCUGUGCCAUGUGGGACAGACGAUGGUUCGGAAGAAUUUGAUCAGGACACGUGUACCGAAUGCCCUAGUGCUUGUUUACCCGAAAAUGAAACUACACAUGAAGCAACAUUACCUCAAGAAACGUCGGUCUUAGAUAAUGACAAAGUUGCAACAGCACAUGACAUUCUGAUUUCUUGUUAUGGAGUAAAUGCUGAAAAUCUUUCACAUGAUAUCACCCAUCCUGAUCAGAGAUCAUUCCCAACACCACCAACACCACCCCCUCCACCACCUAUCAAGGAAUGGCAACCCAAUCCUUUAUCAGCAAAUCCAGUUCAUUCCAGCAUUAUGGUCGACCUAGACAAACUGUCUGGUAUAUCAGAUUAUGAUGAUAUGUUUUCUAGGCUGUCAGUUGAAAGUGGAGUUGAAGGGUGGUAUUGCAGUAUCUGCUAUUGCAUGGCAUCUAGAAAUAAAGAAUCUUCAGUGUAUUGUGAUUCAUGCUCAGGAUUGUUCUGUUUAGACUGUAUGCAUAUACAUCUUAGAACUAGAAUCACUGGGGGUUUCAUAAUUCUCAAAUGCCCAGGAGAUUCUUGCACACGAACAAUAACAGAUGAAGAAAUAGAUCUGCACUGCAGUGAAUGGAUGCACAUUUUUGUUAAAAACAGAGUAGAUGCAGAUAAUAAUCCAAGAGUCAAAACUUGCCCAGGCUGCAAUAUAGUCCAGCAUUUUGAGGAGCCAGAUGAAGUGCCCAUCCAUCACAAGUGUGGAUCCUGUGGGUUACGAUGGUGCAUACCUUGUCACGCACCAUGGCAUAAUGCCUUAACCUGCAAGGAAUUUCAAAAAGAUGUCAUUGGCAAAGGACACAAGGCAUUAAAGGUUUGGGCAAAGGGGAGAGGAAAAUCAAAUGCUAAUGCUGUGAAAUGCCCUCAAUGCAAGUUCUUCAUUGAACGGAUAUCUGGAUGUGACCACAUGUGUUGUUCCAGGUGCUACACUGAUUUCUGCUACAGAUGUGGGAAAAAGCAUAGGAAAGGAGGAAUUUUUGGUGAUCACUAUAGCCGCUACAGCUUCUUUGGUUGCAAAUACAACUUAGCACCAAAAAAGCCGGUGGUGAGAGUUGCUGUAAGGUCAGGUGUAUUAGCUGGUACAAUUGUGGCUGUCCCUGUAGUGGCUGCCUUUGUUGUGUCAGUUGGUUGUAUAAUUCUGGCAGUCAGCCCAGUUGCUGUUCCAUCUUUUAUUGCUGUUAAGAAAUGUAGGAAGUAGACUGUAUGUCUCCCAACUACAAUAUGCUAGGUUCUUUGUCAUAAGGAAAUUAUUAGUUGAUUAGAAACCUUUACACCCAGUAAACAUCAGG
Messenger RNA from Rhopilema esculentum, 1895 nucleotides. The record is from RefSeq and is a predicted model, not a curated record. NCBI's taxonomy places the organism in Eukaryota, Metazoa, Cnidaria, Scyphozoa, Rhizostomeae, Rhizostomatidae.